This is a messenger RNA of Letharia columbiana, 1044 nucleotides long. RefSeq lists its product as uncharacterized. The transcript has 3 exons. Bases 1 to 1044 code for a protein of 347 amino acids. Lineage: Eukaryota; Fungi; Ascomycota; Lecanoromycetes; Lecanorales; Parmeliaceae. The record is from RefSeq and is a predicted model, not a curated record.
AUGUUUGGGUCUUUACAGCAUUGUAAUACCCUUCUGUUCUGGUUGUACAAUAAUAUUCAUCUGCAUGCUCAGUGGGCUAUCACCACAGCACAAAGACUGCAUGGACGGAGCUCGGCGCCAGGCAUAGACAAUACACUCCACUUUCUACAAUACACCCAUCCCUCGACCUCGAUCACAAUGCCUCCUCUCCACCCAUCAUCUGCAGCGCCGAUAUCAAUACUCCGACAUCCUCUCGAACUCCGUUCCCUUCUACCAUCACUCCACGACCUUGCCCCACGCCUCCUAUCCCCAGACACCCCUCUCCUACCAACCAGGACGACACCAUUCUCCCGCACACUCGCAUCCCUACUCCGACGGCAAACUACAGUCACAGCGACCGCCAGCCCCAUCAUCCCCGCCACUUACUCCGGACUAGACUCUGGCCCCACACCCGGCACAGUAGUCGGCAUCGUCUUUGGCUCCGUUGCGGGCUUCCUCCUCCUCCUCUGGCUCAUAUACACAUGCUUCGGCUUGGGCGGCGGGGCCCAAGGCAGUUCAUCGGUCGUGGAAGAAGAAGUCAUUCGCCGGCGUUCCCGGUCCCCCCCCCGCCGAGCACCCUCACGACGGUCCUCUCCGCGAUCACCACGGCGGACGGUUGUUGCAUCCAGUGUGUCUGAAAGUGAAGUCGUGAUGGAAGAGGUUCCGCGAGAACGUACGCCACCGCCGCGAAGGAAUUCGAGUAGGAGGGCGGAAACCAUUAUUGUGGAAGAAACAAUAAGGCGAGCGCCUCCAGCACCCCAACAAGAUGCAUUUGUGGAGGUGAUUGAAGAGCAUGACGAACCACCACCGCGGAGGAGUAGGAAGGCGCAGGGUUUCACGCAUAUUGAUCCGGAAGCUCUCGGUGGAGGAGAUGGGAAAUUCAAGAGAGUGCCUAAAACCACGCUUCCAAAAGCCCUCUACGAAGAUCCACGGGCAGCUACGCUUUCUACGCCCUCUGAUACAGUGCUUCGCCCACAAUCAAGAUUGAUGCAACGGGCAUACCCGGAUCUUGAGACACGGCCAUAG